UAUGCCUUGCAUUAUAACUGGUUUGUAUGCUCGACAAAACAGCACUACUCGUUAGGAAAGAUGACUCUUAUCAUCAUCAGAAGUUUUUAGACCUUAUUUUUGUGAGAAACUCGUUGGGAAAUCUGUUACCUGAAUUUUAAAAAACAAAACAUGACACGUUUAAUUUUAAUUCAGUCCGCCAUAUUGGCUUGGAUAGUUACCAUUCUUCUCUCAAUCGCAAGUGGGCCAAUGCUAAAGAUGUGUUAUUCAAUGGAGGACUAUUCCAAUGGUCUCAAUGUUCAUAAAAAGUUACAGAACUUGAACAUCAUAUCCAGUGAUUUCGGUGGCAUCAAAAAUACAACCAAGCAAUUUUUUGCUUGUUUGACCAGUUUCUUAGCUUGUGUCUUAGGUCUUAACAUAAUUGUGACAAUUUUGACGAUCUUCCCAAAAAUGUUCUACAAGAAGAUUUUAUACGCAGCAGUCGUAUUCUUUUCUUUAUUUACCGCUGUCUUCAUAGGUUUAACCAUUUGGUCGGUUUUACUUUACGUGGAUCUGAACGAUGAACAAAUCGAUCCUAACACCAAAACGAGUGAUUUGCAUGGUCAAAUGUUAUCUUCAUUAAAAGACAAUUUUCGGAGUGACAACUUAACCACUGGAACUAAGAUCUCCAAUGAGUGGAAUCACCUAUUUAUGGACUUCGAAUGUUGCGGCGUGAACAAAGUGGUUGGAACUAUCAACGACUUCGAACCCACCUACUGGUGUAAGACAGAGGGGAGUUGUCAUGCUACCUCAUCGCAGAUACCAAGGACGUGCUGCAAAGGUUUUACAGAAAAUGAUUAUCAAAAUGCUCCUAUUGAAUGUAAAUCCUCCGUUAAAUCCGGCUCUUACUAUGACAAGGGUUGUUUCUCUGUCAUCAUGAAAGAGGUUAUAAAGGAAAGGAUUAACUUUGAUUCUUUUACCGAUGACAUUCUUACAGAGGGGCUAAAAGUAAUUUUAGUCAUGUGGACCUGUUCAUUCUUAAGCUUGUUUGGAAUGUGUCUUUUUAUUGGCAUAUGUUUGACGAAAAAAGGUAAUGCCGAAAAAGGUAAUGCCGAGAAUGGAGAUACUUCGCAAACUGGGAAUGCAUCACCGAAGACCAAACACUUGUAUCCGAACUAUCAAAGAUCUUCGCAAAUCUUCACAAAACAAGAACGCAUCAACUAUGACCGACCAAACAACAAAUAUGACAGACACUGGCAAGAUAUCGGUUACAGUUAUAGAUAUUAAUUGUCUAUUAUCAUAAAAUGAUAAGUUUUCAAAAACUAUAUUUGUAAAAUUAUUUUUAUGAGCAUCAACAUAAAACCAUAUACCCCAUUCCCCCCUCCCCCAUUUACUCACCCCCUUUCUUUAUCUAUCUUCUCUCUCCAUAAAACCCGAUCUCAUUGCACGUUUACAUACAAUAAUGUUAAACAUGCCUUUGUUUGUAAUCUGCGAUAUACAUAUAUGUAUUGUAUAGUCUUAGAUAAGCAUAUUUUUGUGGAUGUAAGUUUUCUCUACUAUAUAUUGUGCUCAAAUCAAAAUAGAGAAAGCAAAAAUUAUGUACUUAUCCUAUGUUUAUAUGUGCUUUGAUAUUGAUAUGAAUAAAAAAAUUAUUUUAAAAAAAACUAUGACCGACCACUUGUAUCCAGAUUAACCAAGAAACAAACAUAUUGAUUCAACUAUGACUGAACUUGUCCAUGAAAGUAUACGACACAAUACUUCAUAAUUAAAAAUAAAUGAAUGCAUAAAAAUAAUUGGAAACAGUUUAGUAUCAGCUUUUUGUAGAAGAAGUUUAUAUUAAAAGCCAAAAAUUUCUUGAAGAAUGGUUGGUUGAAACUUUCAAAUUACAUCGAUAUAUCCACAGUACACAUGGUACCGCUGUACUGAUGAAUUUUGAAACUUGAAAACCAUUUAAGGCAAAGUUUUCCCAUUGAAACAUAUUGUGGUUUUCACUUAUACAUAGUAUAUAUUCUACUGUACAAAGAAAUAUGCAUAUACAUUACGGAUUUCAACUUUAUUUGGAUAUCCUAGUCCAAUAAUUAGGAUUUUCAGGUUGUUCUUAAAUUGUAUAGGAAAUGUUUGUUUUUUUUCUAAACAAAAUCUAAUUGCAAAUAUUAAUAGUUCAUCUAGAUGCAUGAUAUAUAGCAACAUUAUUGAUCAUUUUUAAGU
Messenger RNA from Magallana angulata, 2166 nucleotides. RefSeq lists its product as uncharacterized. Lineage: Eukaryota; Metazoa; Mollusca; Bivalvia; Ostreida; Ostreidae. The transcript is spliced from 8 exons. Bases 151 to 1245 code for a protein of 364 amino acids. Gene Ontology annotation, cellular component: membrane. The record is from RefSeq and is a predicted model, not a curated record.